Tribolium castaneum (red flour beetle) is the source of this 4545-nucleotide messenger RNA. RefSeq names its product homeobox protein onecut. The transcript is spliced from 4 exons. The record is from RefSeq and is a predicted model, not a curated record. Gene Ontology annotation, biological process: regulation of transcription by RNA polymerase II. Lineage: Eukaryota; Metazoa; Arthropoda; Insecta; Coleoptera; Tenebrionidae. Gene Ontology annotation, molecular function: RNA polymerase II cis-regulatory region sequence-specific DNA binding; DNA-binding transcription factor activity, RNA polymerase II-specific. The coding region runs from base 747 to 2471 and encodes 574 amino acids. Gene Ontology annotation, cellular component: nucleus.
CCUUUCGCGCUUACGCUAUACACACAUGGAGGGUGAGUAUGGAAAUUGUGGGGUGAACCGAGUGGCUAAAGGUCGAAGCUAGGUGUAUCACCGGCGCAUAUUUUGAAUGUGUGUAUCGCAUAUUAUUUGUAUUCUUGCGUGCGGCGUGCUAGCCUGCUAGAGGGGUAUGUGGCGUUGGAGCCGGAGUGCGUUUGUCGUUUAUGUGUCGGUUCGGUUGCUACUUGCUACCCUCGAAGCGGCGAUUUAGGGUGAAGGGAGCGCGACGCGCGGCCGGCGGGCGCAGCACGAGGGUAGGUUCGAGGGUCGCGCGCAGAACCACCUGGCGUCGCGCGCUCCCCCAUUCAAUUCACUAUCGACCGGCUGCGAGUAACAAUUUCCCCACCGAUACUAAUCGAAAUCGGAGUCCAAUGAGAAAAUCGGUACGGGCUCCGGGUAGGCAUAGGCAAAGGCAAUCGAAGUGAGCAUGCGAGGAGGCUAGAGGAUCGCGACCAUGAGUGGCAGUGCCGUCGGGUUCGCGGCUUCUGUGCCUUUCCAGAGGGUGACGAAGCGGUCGAGCUGGUGAACAAGUAAAUAAGUGGCUCAGUUAGGGGAUAGUGCGUGGCAUCGGUGUGGUGUGGUGUGGUGCGGUGGUGCAGUGAUAGGAGCAGAGGCAAGAGAGGCGAGGGCAGCGCCGGGGGCCGCCCGGGGACGACGUCGACGUCGCGGCGCCGAGCCAUGGCUUUUUCGAUAAGCCGCCAACCCUCGUGAUGGACCACAUAGGCGACAUGAUCGAGCAGCAGGCACUGGGUGAUCCGGUCGAUUCUCCUGAUGGCAGCGCGCAUGCGGCUGGUGGCGGCGGCAUGGAGACGCAGACCGUCCGCAUGAGGUUGGUGUCGCGUGCUGUGGUGGAGAGGCGUCUUGUAAAACAGGAAGAGGCCGAAGGCCCCCUGUCCGUCAUAGUCCAGCCCCAGGACGACUCGCGAGAUUCGGAACUUCUUAGUCCUGGCAAGCUAUCACCGACGUCGGUGAGCGUAGCCAACAUGAUUGAUGCUGCUGAUUUCCGAAUGCAGCCAGAACCCACUUACCAAACACUCACCUCGGUCAAUGGAAGACUAUCACCACCAGGAUACAGCCCUAGUUCCUCUUAUGCCACCCUUACUCCGCUCCAACCCCUACCCCCGAUCUCGACUAUGUCCGACAAGUUUGCAUACGGUCACGCCGGCAAUGUCACGGGAUCUUUCACGGUCAUGCAAAACAAUAGCCUCGGAAUAGGCUUAGGUUUGGGCGUAAACGUGAAUGCGGCCUAUUCCAUGCCCACCAUGGGCAUGACACCUCCUCAUAACUACUCCUCUCCCGGGAUGGGUCUACAACAGCAACCGAGCCCGAUUAGCCCCCAAAGCGCCUACAGCCAGAACGGAUUGCCGUCCCCCCAGAAGAGCAUGUCACCGCCAGGCUACGAUUCCCCCUAUGGUGCCCAACAGAGAGACCUGGUAGCGCGUUCGCUACAAAGUCCACAAUUAAGUCCGCCUUCAGCCUCAUUAAACUCACCAGAUGGUACUCUAGUGGCUGGUUUCGGUGGUUCCACCCUUAACGGCUUAGGCCUCCAACACCAUCCACCGACGCUGGUUCAGAUCGCCGCCCCACAACAACGGGACUGCUCGCCUUCACCACCCGUUCUCAGUUUGCAACCUCAACAACAAACACAACAACAACAGCAGCAACCGCAGCCUCAGCAACAACAGCAGCAGCAACAACAACCUCAGCAACAGCAACAGCAACAGCCACAACCCGCCGUCGCAAUGCAAAUCUCCUCAAAGAACGCCUCCUCUGGAGCCCUAAGUGUACCUGCCAUCGCCGCCGACGUCGAGGAAAUCAACACCAAAGAGCUAGCUCAACGCAUUAGCGCAGAACUGAAACGCUACAGCAUACCCCAAGCUAUUUUCGCCCAAAGAGUACUGUGUAGGUCGCAAGGCACUCUUUCCGAUCUAUUACGGAACCCGAAACCUUGGUCCAAACUGAAAUCUGGCCGAGAAACAUUCCGGCGGAUGUGGAAAUGGCUACAGGAACCGGAAUUUCAAAGAAUGUCCGCCCUGCGUCUUGCAGCUGCGCAGAUCCCACAACGAGGCACAGGUUGCAAACGGAAAGAGGAGAGUUCGAACAAUUCGGAUCAGCUGCCCACUCCCAAGAAGCCCCGAUUGGUUUUCACCGACCUCCAACGGCGUACUCUGCAGGCUAUUUUUAAGGAAACGAAGAGGCCCUCGAAGGAGAUGCAGGUCACUAUAGCCAGGCAACUGGGUCUGGAACCGACAACCGUUGGCAACUUUUUCAUGAACGCCCGGAGAAGAUCGAUGGACAAGUGGAAGGACGAGGAUCCCAAGUCAUCUUCCACGACCAUAAUCCACCAGCAGAUGUCCCCGGGAAUGGAGCAGGACGAUCCCGAGCAGGAUAUAGAUUUGGACAAUGACAUCGACGAUCAGGAAGAUGUCUUGUGACAUGCAUUCCGUGACCGCCAUUUGUUGAUGCUGUGACACUUAACAGUGACGGCGUUCCUAGAGUUUAGAUAUAGUGUAGACCCACCGACAACUUGUGUAUUUGACCGGCGAACAAAAGAUUAUACUUCAGUCCUACGCUUCACGAAACUUCGAGUGAUCUCAUUGGCAGGAUUUUGUGUUCGGUUACCAAUCCACCAAAUGUGUUAAUUUAUUUUUUAUGUUGUUUUUUAAUUUAUUAUUUAUUUUUGAUGUGGUUUUGUGAAAAUUGUGAUCGAUUGCAAGUCACCUGAUUUAUUGCUCUUGAAUCCAUACAUCUUUACAUUCCACUAGCACGCUUUGCGGUCAACAACGGCUGUAUUUUACCUCAUUUUCUAGUCAUUGUGUUGGUUCAAAAUUAUUUAUUGAUAAGUAUUUAUUUGCUUGUAAAUAAAAACAGACAAAUUGUUAAAUUAUAUGAUUAUAAUAUAAGGAGUUUUUUUGUUAGAAUAGAAUUUCUAAGAAUUUCGAACUUGUUUUUUAUUUGUAGGUGUCCAGGCUCUGUUUAGAAUAGAUUUAGUUUCUAAGAAAGCAUUCGAGUUUUACUUUUCUACGUGUGAUCAUUUGGUUUGGUCUGUGAUCUGUUAAUAAAUUCGUCGACUUAUUUAAUCCAGGUCAAAUACAGAGAAUUGAACUUUCUUCACAAAAAAUGUAAAAUAUCAAAAUGAGGCUAUAUUUUGGUAAAAAAGUUCUAAAAAGUUUCUAUUUUAGCACAAACAAAAAGAUAAGUCUGUACUCAGUACUAGUCUAGUUAAUAAUGUACAAAAUUCCAUUUCCAUUUGGUAUUUUUUGUGUAAAGAAUAGUUGAUUCUGAAAGUCGGGGGUAGGUAUAAAAUUUGGCAGAGUGCCCAAAAGAGCACCUAGUCUACGUACCAAAAAUAUUUUUUACGAAUUAUUUCUUGUAAUAUAUUGUAGUAGUGUAAAGCAUUUCUGUUCAGAAGAAGAAAAAUGAAAAAACAAAAUAACUUUCGAAAGAAGAAAAAGUAAUGACACUGCGUACGCAAGAGUGCAAGUUUUGACAAUAUUUACUAACUUAUAUGGGGGGAAGGUCUGUUGUUACUUUUUCAUCGUAGAAAUUUGUAUUGAAAGUCUGUGACAGUGAAAAUAGAAUCAUAUUUAAUAGUACUGGUUGUUAAAUCUCCUAUGUAAAUAUUGCGAGACAAAAGUAUUUAUAUAUAAUUCCCAGCAAUGUCGGGAUCACUUUUGCUAUGGUCUUUCUGUAAAUGAAUACAUAAUCUAACUGUACACGGAGCGUUGGCUUUGUUUCUUUUUGUAUUUGCAUGCAAGAUGUAAGGGUGGUGUACACGGGCGAUGUUUCUUUUUCUUAAAAAAUAAAUUUGUUCCCUGUAUGCCGCUUGUGACAUCGUUAUAGGUUCGGUAUCAUGUACGUAUUAUCAGUUUUAGAGCGUCGAACGCCUCAUCCUGGCGACGAGUUGGGGUCACGAAAUGCCUUACUACAACAUGUACCGUUGUUUAAGUCUAGUCAGCACUUGUCAGACGUGUUCUUUUCUGUAACCGUUUCAUUAUUUUCUAGUUCUUUACGUCGUCCUUAGUUAGAGCUUCACCAAAAAGCAUAAAAUACUCCGCGGAGCGGCGAGUCCUUCAAGCGGUACAUUUUUCGUACCGCGGUCAGAACUCGCCUCGCCGUUCUCGAGCGGGUUGUCGGCCGUUCAUUUCUCAUUUACAAAAUGUGCAAUUUCAAUAAAAUUAGAUUGUCGCCGCACCCGCUACUGUGUGUACUACAUACAAUGUUUUGCACGAUGUUGCACUUUACUCUAAUUUGUCAGGUUCCGGGGGUUGUCAGAAUCCACAUUUCCAGAAUCGAGCGCUACUACGAAUCCCAUCUGCUGUGUAUUGUAUAAAUAAGUUUAUUCACAACCCAUCGAUCGGUCACCACCACCCAGAAUAAUUUAGUGCAAUAGUAAAACGUGUAAAAAUGGCAAUAUCAUAUCCCAUCAAAGUGUAAUCGUGAGCGAUCACGACUCUACACACGAUUCUGUAGAAAAAUAGCGUUGAUUAAAGAAAUAUUUAAAAUAUA